Brenthis ino (lesser marbled fritillary) is the source of this 1860-nucleotide messenger RNA. NCBI's taxonomy places the organism in Eukaryota, Metazoa, Arthropoda, Insecta, Lepidoptera, Nymphalidae. The record is from the annotation of a GenBank genome assembly.
AUGAGGAUAAAAGCAUUUACCUUUUUGGUCAAAGAACAUUUAGAAUCUUAUCAAUUGGAAAACACUGAAGUUGUAGUAGACGGUCAAAACAUAUAUUAUAAAUUAUACGAGAAAUCAGGAAUCCCUUUUGUUUUGGGAUCUGAAUCUGAUAAAUUUGCUAACUAUGUUAGAGAGUAUUUCAGAUUAUUAAAAAAAGCUAAUCUUAAGUGCCACUUCAUAGUUAAAGCUGGCCAUGACAGUAAAAAAUACCUUGAUGUUCACUUCAAGCUGGGGAAUAGACUACAUGGAAAAGAAUUUGUUUUGGGUGAAAAUUAUGACAAUGCGAUCAUUCAGCCGUGUCUGGCAAAGGAUAUUUAUUUGCAAGUUUUAGAAGAAAUGGGGUUUGACUACAUAAUUUCUCAUGGGACCGACGUUAUAAAAGAAUGUUUUGAGUUAGCUCAGAGGCUGUCGUGUCCCGUAAUAAGUUUUAAUAUACAAUAUUGUUUUAGUUCAGUGCCAUACGUGCCACUUAAACAAGGUACUGUGUUGGAAUUUGAGCAAAGCAAUCACAUAACAUGUGGCAUAUUUAAACGACAAAAUUUUUUACAACAUUACAGGAUUUCAAAAGAAAAAAUGAUACUUUUCAUAUUGUUAACAGAUUCCCAUGUACUUAAGGAAGAUUAUUUCCUUCAGUUUUUCAAAGCAUGUAAAAUACCAUAUUCACAUAUAAAACGGUAUAAAGGUUUACUCAUGUGGUUGUCGCGUAGAAGUGAAGAAGAAGCUUUACAGGAAGUUUUUAAAUACAUUUCAGAAUCAGACAAACAAACAUUUCUGGAUAAUAAAAAUGAAUUAGAAAUAAAAUUUCUGAAAUGUGUACAUGAAGAAAGUGUAACUUCAUUGUAUUUCACUAACAGAAAUAGUCUAAAGAUCGAUAUUCAAGAUCCGCAUUGGUUUGAGAAGGGUAUUGCUUUAAAGUAUAUUGCUAUACCUUACGUAAACUUAUACUUCUGGGGUAUUAUUGUUGCUUCUCGUUUAGUUGAAGAUUAUGAUCAGGAAAACUCCAUUUUGUUUUCAAAAGAUAUUAUAAAAUAUGCUUAUGAUUUGCUUAAAAAUUUCAAUGAUAAAAACAUUAACAUUAAAUACAGAGAAAUAAAUGAUAGCGAAGAAAUAUCAGUUAUUCAAACUCAAUCUGUGCGCAAACCAGACUACGCUGCUCGAAAAUGUGUUUUCGAAAAUGGUUGGGAAAAUAUAGACUCGCGUGGGCUUUUCGAACAUUUCUUCUUAGAAACCUAUGGCUCAUUCAAUUUUGCCGCUUUAGAAUCGGCCCCGGCCGAUGUGAGGUUGUUGUUGAUUACAUUGGUUUACUUCAAACGAAAUAAAGAAGACGAUAUGAGUUGUGAAAUUUACAGUAUCAUACUGUCUUAUGUCCUACUUGGGGUUGUCGCUGAGAAAGUGAAUCAUGAUCUUAGUGAUUCCUCAGAUAGCAUCGACAUCGUCAGCCGUCCCCUCUUAGACUCGACCACUCAGAAAGAUCUAGUGACCACUCAGGACUGUAUAGCCGCUAAGAGGAUCCUUAAGGAAUAUUGCACUAUUAGCGAUGACGAAUUACUUGAUAUAUUUAAUCGGACAAAAGUACACCCUCUGUUCCAAUUUGAAUGGUGCUUGCUACAAAUAAACAACUUAAAUAAACUUUGCGGCUCUCCCUACACUUCCACCGUGUAUAGUAAAACUUAUAAUGCAACAUUUGUGUACAAAAUUCUUUGUAAAAUAAAAGGGGAAAACGCCAUUCAAACAAUCACAGACUUGCUCAAUCCUGCCCCGAGCGUGCUGGCGUUCACUUCAGGAAUUAUUGAAAUGUAUGAAAAAUUACUUUACGAAUAU